AUAUAAACAAUAAACGGUCAAAAGUACCUGAAAAAACAAGAAAGCAGAACCUUGCGUGCAAAAUUCAAUGAGAAAGAGGCACAAAAAGGAUGUGCAGUGCCCCUUCUGCUUUUCUCAAGGAACUAUUCUUCCCUUUCCCUGCCUUUCUUCAAUCUCUAUUCUUAUAAAUUCCCUUUCAUGGUGUCUGCAACUGCAACCCACCAUGGAUAAAACUACUCACCAUUGUCUAUCCUGCUCCUCCUUGGACAUGAUCCUCCAUCACAUCCAUGAACUCUCCAGGGUCGGUUUUUUCACUUCCCACCGUCUUAUUGCAGUAAUUGGAGUAGGGCUGGUGCUUCUGUUUCUUGUACACAGAAGAAGAUCAGCUGUAUACUUGCUAGACUUUGCCUGCUACCGGGCGCCAGAUUCUUACCGUGCACCGCUCCACUCCCUGGUGGAGAACUGCUCUUACGAUUUCGACUCCAAGAGCCUUGCUUUCACAAUCAAGAUAUUAGGGAAAUCAGGAAUCGGUCCAGAAACCUAUGGCGCUCCUUGCAUGGCUCAAGUUCCCAUAAGAAGAUCGAUUGCGUUUUGCAUGGACGAAGCAUCAGAGGUGAUUUUCUCCACUGUGGUCAAGUUGCUGAAGAAGUGCAAUAUUAACCCGAAAAGCAUAGACAUACUUAUCACCAAUUGUACAAUAUUCUGUCCGAUACCAUCUCUCAGUGCUAUGAUAGUUAACAAGUUCAGAAUGAGGAGCAAUAUCAAGAGUUUUCACCUCUCCGGUAUGGGCUGCAGUGCCGGAAUUACAUCAGUUGGUCUGGCUAAGGACUUGUUGCGUGUUCACCGGAAUUGCUUGGCUCUGAUUGUCAGCACGGAGUGUCUGAAUGUAAACUGGUACAGUGGCAAGAACACCUCCAUGCUUCUCCCCAACUGUCUCUUCCGGAUGGGGGGAGCGGCUGUUCUGCUAUCAAGCCGGGACCAAGACCAUAGCCAGGCGAAGUACAAGCUUCAACACCUGGUUCGGACAAACAGAGCUUCGGAUGAUCAGUCCUACACCUGCAUAUUUCAAGAUGUUGAUUCUGAAAACAAAGAUGGGGUAUCAAUAUCAAAGAAUAUACUACAUGUAGCAGGGGAUGCAUUGAAAGCAAACCUUACCUCCCUAGGGCCAAUGGUUCUGCCACUCUCAGAGAAGUUUCGGUAUGGAUUCUCCAUUGUCUGCCGGCAGAUUGUUCCAAAGGGGACCAUCCACACGCCAGAUUUCAGGAAAGCUUUUCAACAUUUUUGCAUACAUUCAGGAGGGAAGGGUAUAAUUCAAGCGGUAGAGAAGAACCUGAAGUUGAGGGAAGAGGAUGUUGAGGCUUCUAAGAUGACCCUGUAUAGAUUUGGAAAUACUUCCUCUUCUUCCAUCUGGUAUGAGCUAUCUUACAUAGAAGCAAAAGGGAGAAUGAAAAGAGGAGACAAGGUAUGGCAGCUUGCUCUCGGAAGUGGGUUCAAAUGCAAUAGUGCAGUUUGGAAAUGUCUGCACAACAUAGGGUUGGACUCCCUAAACGCCUGGAAUGAUAGGAUACAUUUAUAUCCCGUAGAAAUACCUGAUAAUGUUGAAAUCCUUCAAACUUAGUACAACUACAAUUGUAUAUCUUGGGGAUCACCAGCAUAAUGGUAACACAAGGGUUUGAUACCCUGCUUCUUUUACAUAUAUAAUACACAGCAUGCUACUAA
Molecule: messenger RNA, 1698 nt
Organism: Rubroshorea leprosula
Lineage: Eukaryota; Viridiplantae; Streptophyta; Magnoliopsida; Malvales; Dipterocarpaceae
Source: the annotation of a GenBank genome assembly